UAAACUGAGCCCACUAUUUGACAAGGGUAAAAUAGAGAAUUUCCAAAUAAUGUUGUAGAAGAUUAUAGGUCGUUGAAGCUCCCAAUCCUCUUCAAUUUUGAAUCCCCAUCCAAUUGGAUUCUUUAGUCUUCAUCGCAGCCUCGUUCAGAGAAGUGAAAUGGCCGGAUCUAGGAUUGCUCAUGCCACCUUGAAAGGACCGAGUGUCGUUAAGGAGAUAGUUAUUGGGAUAACACUCGGUCUUUGCGCUGGUGGGCUUUGGAAGAUGCAUCACUGGAAUGAGCAGAGGAAAGUGAGAGCAUUCUAUGACAUGCUUGAGAAAGGUGAAAUCAGUGUUGUGGCAGAAGAAUAAAUGUUUUUAUGUUUUGUGAAUUUGUGGGCAGCUCUGGCUGUAUUUUGAUCUUUGCGAUCCCUGCAUUUGGCUCUUGUAUGCAAGAUGAGCAAACUCGGUUUUGGUUUUUUUUCUUUCUUUUUUUUUUUCCUUUAGGAAUAAAAUUGUUGUAUUGAGUUCUUGAUGAUCACAUAUUUGCUUAACAAAUCCAAUCAGUUUCUUGAUAUUGUGCCCCCUGGGCCGCCAUGUUUUUGGCUUCUGUUUAUGUAUUUCUUUUAAUAAUAAUAUAAAAUGUAAUUAAAGUCUAAUUUAGGGAUAAA
Messenger RNA from Gossypium arboreum, 648 nucleotides. Its product is annotated as cytochrome c oxidase subunit 5C. Lineage: Eukaryota; Viridiplantae; Streptophyta; Magnoliopsida; Malvales; Malvaceae. The coding region runs from base 158 to 349 and encodes 63 amino acids. The transcript has 2 exons. The record is from RefSeq and is a predicted model, not a curated record.